Acanthopagrus latus (yellowfin seabream) is the source of this 1414-nucleotide messenger RNA. RefSeq lists its product as uncharacterized. The record is from RefSeq and is a predicted model, not a curated record. Bases 192 to 1133 code for a protein of 313 amino acids. NCBI's taxonomy places the organism in Eukaryota, Metazoa, Chordata, Actinopteri, Spariformes, Sparidae. The transcript has 7 exons.
GGAGGCACUGCCACUCAGACCUGCAUGUACUGGACUGCAUUUGUUGUGGAAGAAGCAGAAAGGCUCAGAGCGUGCACGUGUAGAUAUGUGAAGAGGUGGCUUUAUCUAUUACAUUUAGAUUGUUUCUUGCGUUUUAUUGCCAAAAGUGGAGGUUAUAUCCUCUUGUGGACUUUUGCCCUCAGACUAUCAUCAUGGCAACCCACUGCCCAGCGCGCGCCGUGCUCACUCUUGUUGGAUUUUUCACCUUUUUGAUUGCGUUUACACUCAACACUCUGGCGGGAUAUGGCGCUAACUCAGGUGUCUUCAAUCAGGCGACAGAGGAUGUGACAAACAAGUACACAACACCCAUAACUCCUGCUGAGUGGGCUCUGUUUGUCUGGGACUUCAUUUACAUCUGGGUCUUUGCCAUGUUCAUAUACCUUUUAGUGGGACUCUGCAGAAGGAGCGCUUACGACUGGCUGUACACCACCCCAGCAGUGCUACCCUAUGGAUUUCACGUCUCCAUCAUUGUCAACGUCUGUUUGAAUAUCGCAUGGUUGUUUCUGAAUGACAGAGAGUUGCUGCUGCCAGGGCUGAUAACCUCAGCACUUAUGACGAUCACCGAUUACAUGGUCCUAUUUUUCUCCUGUCAUGGACUGAAGAUCUAUGGAGCCUGGCUGCACAAAUAUCAAAACACUGACCUCUGGCUCAUCAGAAUAUUGGUGCAAAAUGGAGUAGCAGUAUAUGCAACAUGGGGGACUCUCUUCACUCUGCUGAACCUGACGAUAUACUUACAGCACCUGGCGGAGGUAUCUAAAUGUGACUGUGCAAAGCUGUCACUGCUGCUGCUGCUGAUGAAGUUGUUAGGCUGGUUUCUGUUGGAGAACUUCCACCUCGACAAGCACGUGCGCUACAUCGUGACCGUCUACCCCGUGGUGAUGCUGUGGAUGUCAGGCAUCCUGAGCAACUCCAGCUCUCAUGGAACUAGUGUUUACAUCUUCUCAGCUUGUAUCAUGGCUAUUACCACGUGUCUGUUUGUGGCACGCAUCGCCCUGGUCACCUGGAGGCAUCGCAAACAACCGCUUUACAACGACACUGGACCCAGUAUGUCGCCUGUAGAAAUAGCACUGACACAAGGAAAACUUUGUUUAUGAACGUGAGCUCGGAGCUUAACUCAUCAUUUUUGUGUCGUUGUUUGUAUGUUUGUUUGUUUUCCGAGUGGAAAUCUCAGUCUGUAGAUGUGUGAAUUGCCACGUGUAACAGAAAUACUUGAAUUCAUGUGUAAAUAGUGCAAAAAUAUGAAAAUUAAAAUCAAAGAAUGUACAGAUGAUUUCACCAUUUAAAGAAAACAUGUAAACCUUGCAUGUAAUUGUAUUGUUUGUAACACUUGAAUGUUAUUUCACUUCAAAAGAAAUAAAUCACACUGAACAAAUGG